Molecule: messenger RNA, 330 nt
Organism: Mucor mucedo
Lineage: Eukaryota; Fungi; Mucoromycota; Mucoromycetes; Mucorales; Mucoraceae
Exons: 1
Coding region: 1-330 (109 amino acids)
Source: RefSeq, a predicted model, not a curated record
AUGGACUUGGAUAAAAAGAAACCUUCCUCUGUUACAUUACAUUUGUCAACUGGUGAUUCAUCUACAGUCAACAAUAAUAUUGGUGAUGGAAUAAUUAACUUCAAUCAAACACAACAACCGCAGCAAAAUACUAGUGAUGAACGCGACAGUGAUGAAGACGAAACUAAAUUUCCUUCUGAUUUGUCUAUUGAUCACCAUCCUAGACGUACCAGUAAUUACUCUCUGUUAUUUGAAGGAAGCUCUUCUCAAUCCGAAGGCUCAGCUGACAACUUUAGAUGGAUAUUGGAUAAUACAUGUAUAUCUGAUUUAUGCUUUUUAGACUCUGAUUGA